This is a messenger RNA of Aplysia californica (California sea hare), 7929 nucleotides long. RefSeq names its product adenine DNA glycosylase. The transcript has 14 exons. Gene Ontology annotation, biological process: base-excision repair; mismatch repair. NCBI's taxonomy places the organism in Eukaryota, Metazoa, Mollusca, Gastropoda, Aplysiida, Aplysiidae. Gene Ontology annotation, cellular component: nucleus. Gene Ontology annotation, molecular function: adenine/guanine mispair binding; purine-specific mismatch base pair DNA N-glycosylase activity; 8-oxo-7,8-dihydroguanine DNA N-glycosylase activity. The record is from RefSeq and is a predicted model, not a curated record. The coding region runs from base 35 to 1546 and encodes 503 amino acids.
GCAUUGUCGUGGUCUUGCACAGUUUGCAGCAACAAUGCCCCCAAAAAAGGCCAGGAGUAAGAGUCAGACCAAGUCCAAGCCGAAGUCAGUCAAGAAAUCAGGAUGUUCUUGCACAGAUGAUAACAUGUCUGCAGAAGUCGGUUUCCAUGAUUUUUCUGCUACAGAAAUCUCUCAGAUGCGUCAAAAUCUUUUGUCUUGGUAUGACAAGAAAAAGCGUGACCUGCCCUGGAGAAAUAUAACAACAGAGGAUGUUAAUCAGCGUGCAUAUGCUGUGUGGGUUUCAGAAAUAAUGCUGCAGCAGACACGAGUUGCCACAGUUAUCAACUACUACAACAGAUGGAUGAAGAAAUGGCCUACAAUUCAAGCUUUAGCUUCAGCUGACAGCGAGAGUGUGAAUGAUGCCUGGGCUGGUUUGGGCUACUACUCAAGAGGACAGCGUUUGUUGGAUGGUGCUAAGAAGGUUGUUGAGGAAUUGGAUUCUCAGGUACCCCAAACAGCUCAGGAUUUGGAAAAGCAGUUGCCAGGUGUGGGGCGUUACACAGCAGGGGCCAUUGCGUCCAUUGCAUUUGGCCAGGCAACUGGCCUCGUAGAUGGUAAUGUCAUACGAGUCUUGUCGCGUCUUCGCAUGAUUGGCGGGAACAUCAAGCAACCAAAUGUGGUGGAUGCAUUUUGGUCUCUUGCAAACAAAUUGGUGGACCCGGAUAGGCCUGGCGACUUCAACCAAUCUAUGAUGGAGCUUGGGGCAACAGUUUGCACCCCAACGACCCCUGCAUGUGAGCAGUGCCCUGUGAAAUCCCUUUGUCGAGCGUACUCAAAGGUAGAGAGACUGAAGAAGUCGUCCUCUUUGAAACUUUGUACCUCUCCCAAGGUGAAGGAUGAGAAACCAGCUCUUGUUGAUAUUGAAUGUUUGGUGCCUGACUGCAAGCUAUGUCUUCCUGCUGGUGAGCCGUGGAAGAAAGAAUUAGGUGUCACGAAUUUUCCCCGCAAACCAAAGAAAGGCUCUGUUAGACAAGAGACUCUGAAUGUGGUGCUACUUUGUAAUAAAACAAACUCAGACUCUACACAGCAAUACCUGAUUUGUAAAAGACCAAAGAAAGGUUUGUUGGCUGGUCUUUGGGAAUUUCCAAAUCAGAUAGACGAAAAUGGUAGACAAGACGUAAUCCCUUUUGUGGCAAGCUUGUUGAACAUGUCUCAGGAAAAUAUCCAAGGCCUGCAGCUUCUUGGUGGGGUGAGCCAUCAGUUCUCCCACAUCCGCCACAUGUAUAAAGUGUGGUCAGCCCACGUGUCCCUGACUCCGUCUCAGACUGACCAGUGUGUGGAGGAGUGCACUGACCGUCCACUCAAGUGGAUGACAAACGAGCAACUGAAGGGCAUGGCCAUCCCCACAGGAAUGCUCAAGGUAUUUGACAAAUUUAAAGAGAUGCAAGAUGAAGAAUCCAAGAAGGCGAGUAAAAGAAAGAACGGUGACCAGGAUGACGUCAUUGUACAAGAGCCGAAAAAGUCGCAGAGAGCCAUCUCAGACUUCUUCAAGCAAAGACACACAUGAAGAGUAAGCGGAGCUGUUCAUUAAAAAAUUGUUGAUUUGUUUAGUUUUUUAUAAACCCACACUCAGCGUGAUACCUCAGCCUUGAUUGUUCUCCGAUACUGUUUCCCAAGUAUUUGAUAUUUUUAUUUUUAUAUUACCACCGAACUACAGUCUCAAACAAUUCAAAAUAUUGCUAUUGAUUUUUCAUACCAUUAAAGUUGUUUGUAUAUAAAUGGCUCUUAUAAAACAUGUAAAAUUUAUGGAUUUGCUUUUAUUGAAUUUACAGACAUUGUUUAAUGCCCUGGUUACACGCAACAAUAAAUUGUACAAAAACUGGAAGAUCUAUCAAUCAUGAGACAAAUCGUCAGGUGUAACCACAAAACUGUACAAAGUUUGGAUGAUUGGACAACGGCCUGGAGACUCGGUCGAGAAAUCAAGGGCUGCUUGAUAUUUUCCGUGCGAUCACGGUCAGAUUUGGGGGAGACGCGCUGUGACGUAGAAUCACUUAAAAAUUUGUCGCCGUGCAGGAUUAAACUUAGGACUCAAAAUUUUGAAAAUAAUUAUCGCUGGUAAAAACUGAUUACAUCUCGGAAUCAGCGUCUCAAAAUAAGCAAAGUUGCUCACUGAGAACCUGAUUUGAUGUGUUAUUAUGUAAAUUUUAGCAAUUUUAUUAUUUAAUUGAUCGUCAGUGGUGAAGUUGCGUACCAAAGUCACCCGGUGCAUUGCACAUCUGCAGUCAAGUCAAUGACUAGGAAUGUCCCUGAUGGAAAGAAAACUGGACGAUAGAUUGGAACUUCUAAACAGACUACACAGCUCGGUAAAACAGACAGUUCUCGCUUACGACGAAUCUGACUCAAUUUAUAAUUGCGUGUAACUGGGGCUUAAGACUUUGCUAUCAGCGAAUUUUAUACAUAUAUAUGAGUUCAUAAAAUGCAUAUUCUCUGAACUACUAACUUACAAAGUCAGGGCUUGAUGACACUGAAAGCAAUUACUUCAUAUAUACAGUCAAACACGGGUAACUUGAAUUCAUCGGGGAUUGGAAAUAGUGUUCGAGAUUUCCGUAAUUCGUCAUGUUCGUGAAAGCCCCAAAUACAAAGAAAUAGAGAGAAAAUCAAGGGAAGUUAAAAAAGAACAUGUCAUCUCCCCUGAUGAACGUGUUGACGAUGUGAAAGGAAGAAGAUGAAUGAAAGUGGAAAGCAGAAAAUCUCACAUUCCUUUCCUCUCAUUUCAUUGGCUUACAGAAAGUUACACCUCUUGCCAUCUGCCCACAGCAUGAUUUCAUGCCUGGCGAGUAGGGCUGGGAUUACAUGGGUAAUUUGAUACUCGGGUAAUGAAAAAAGUACCCGAGUAUCCGUCGGGUACCUGACAUUUCAAUUAUCAUAUGCUGUUUCUGUACUGCUCUGCCUGCUUGCUUUAAGAGGCUUGACGCUGAAGACCUGUCAGUGUUUAAUAUGCUUUUGUAGAUGUUGCAGGAGGCACUUUUUUUGUCUUUUAUUUUCUCACAGUAAUCCCAAGUGUAUGACUUUCUUUGAAACAUCUUGAUAGAGACUAUGCUUAAAUGACAAAGCCAAAGCUAUAAUUUAAACCCUUUUACUUCACGUUAUUCUUAGAAAAUUUCCGCUUCUCCGUUGGAUUCUUAGAACUGCACACUAGUUGCUUCCAAGGAUAUUGAAAUUGAAACUAUUGGCCUGCUCUAACAAAGUAUCCGAUCAAUUCUUGGAAACAUUCUAAGCAUUCUUACAACAUGCCCAAAUGUGGCGUUUUUGUGGUCUGCUGUUUUCCAGGCAAAGGAGGUACGAGAAGUGGUGGGCAUAAGUUGAUAUUGGCCAAUAAUUGACUAAGAGAGAUCAGUACGGACAAGUACUCAGUAUUUAUUAAGGUUCGAAUGAAGGGACGUAAUUUUUAAAGUGCAUUUGCAUAGCAUUAAUGAAGGGGAGUAGAAAACCUGGGUACCCGACACCAAUACCCGGGUAGCCAGUUUUGUGCUCUUUACCUGGGUGCUCACCCAGCCCUAGCGGUGAGCCAGUCAUGCGAUGCGUCCAGCAUCAGUCCUCAAACCCAUUUCCCCAUCCCCCCUUCCUCCAGCCUCUCGUGGUGAGACAAGGACCACGUUUUGGCUGUAGCAAUAACAAAGAAAUUCCUAUCCGUGGCUGUAAAGUUGAGAAUGUGAAAUGGAUUUGCUCGAGAUUCGAGUGUUGCGUGUUUGGGAACUCCGUGAACCAUGAAGUUGAUGCAAAGAAAAUAUGGGACUGAAACGGGACCAAGCAUUUUAUGUUCGCAAUACCCGAUAAUUCGUGAUUUUCGUGUUUGAGAUUUGUGGACUUUGGGGUAUGUGGGCUUCUGAAACCAGCGUAAAUUUACUGCCACUGGGAUAUUGUUAUCCUAUCAAUGGAGAAUUUGAUGGCUUUAGAUUUGUACUAAAAAUUCAAACAAGUAUAUCAAGUUGAAUAGUUCUUUACCUUGGUCACAAAGUGUGGUACGGUAGUCUCCGCCUAAGUGCAUAGUUCUCGGUAAGGCCCCUUUGUGUGUGUUUUUACGGAGUGUGCGUUUUCAUGAACCUGUGCAAAGGGAGGAAGGGACACAAUUAUCUCAUUUUCUUGCUAUUUUAGUGACCUCCCUUGGGGGGAGGGGGGUCAAUUUGGCUGAUAAUAUGACGACACGUGACUGUUUUGUGAUGGACUCCCUGACUAUGGUUAUGAAUUAUGAAUACAAAGGCGUUGAAUGGGGGGGGGGGGGGGCAGAAAGACGGACUCACUGUACUGAUAUGCACUAUAAAAUGUCGGGAACAGAUAAGAGAAAACUGUUCGUGAUGAUAGAUCUAGUCAUAGAGAAAAGCUCUCCGCCAAGCGGCUUUCUAAGCCACCAAUUCGGACUUACUGUCAUCUAGUGCAACCCAGUAAAUGCAUGGAUGACAUCAGACUUUUUUCUUGUGGUUUGUUGAAUAAGUUCUUCGAGCUCAGCUGAUUACUUUACUAAUUUUUAAUUAGAGUAAGAGACCUAUCCAGUGUUUACAGCGUUCAUGCGUGGUGCGCAUCAUAGACUUAACUAAACAUUACGCAGUCACUCAAACACCUGUCAGAAACCUUCUCUCAAAGAUGCAUUUCGAGGGACCAAUCAGAAGACAUUUAUCUACCCCUCCUCAACAUAUCACCCGACCGGUCCUAGACCAAUGUGUCCGUGGAAAGUUGGGCGCAAAAUCUCUGUCCAUCGCUCUCUUUAUUCUGUGUGAGGGCCAGUCUCACCACAUACAGGUACAUCCUGUUGUGUAGGCUUGUCUUGUGCAAGUUGUAGCGAAAAUUUCCCCUUAUCUAGCUUUAGGCUACCUGUUGGCGUGUUUUGCGGAUCGAAACAUACAUUUAGAAGUGACUGCGUUUGUACAUCUAAAUUAUACAGUAGUACCUGUCAUAUGACGAAGGCGUGUGUUUAAGCGGAGACUACUGUACUCAGUUCUUUAAAUUGUCUUUUCUCACAAAGAGUGCUCCUGUCCUUUGAAUCUUGCUAUUGAUUCAUCAACAAUGUUAAAAGAUGUCUGCGGACAUGUAGGUCCCGUGAUAACUACCAAUGGCUGAAUCUUAGCUAAAGGCAAGAUCGUAGUUGUCUUGUCCGUUUGAAAUCCAGGCUGCAUUAUCCAUGAAAUACAAAGAUGUUUGUAUCAUCUGGUACCCGUGACGACUCAUAACAAGUCAGAAUUUCGUCUCCUCGAGCCAAAAGCUUGUCCAAUGAUCUUGUGAAGGUGGUCUUGGGUAUAGCCCAUAGAUUUAUACUUGUAGGCCAGAUAAUAGAUACAGAACGCCUCUCUCUCGCCUUGCUAUGCCAUGGCCCCAUUCGAUAGUGGCAUCCGCGAUGUUUGAGUUGGCCAGCUGUGUGAAGGAGUUCAUGCUGAAGCAGUGGGCAAGGCUUGCUUUCUCUCUCUCUCAUAAUGUAUGCAAUAGGCGAGGCUUGGCCCUUGUUGAUUUAUUUUUUUUAACAUGGGCGCCGUGGCGUACUAUUGCUAGAUAAAAAUACAGCGUACUUUUUACUAAUAAAUGUAUUAUUAAUUAAAAGAUAGAGAUAGGCUUUAAAACAAACAAAAAAUAACAACAAAACAACUUUAUUUCUUUAUCACCACUUUAUCUACGGUGGGGUUUAUUUCUUAUUGACUGAAUCAAAGUGUAUAGGGCCUAUAGAACUUUUCAGAAGUAUGAAAAUGCAUGGGUGUCAUGGGUACUUCCCCUCCCAACCACUCUACCCUCUCUCAGAGUCUCUCCUCCCGAAUCCCAAUGCCAAGCCCCCCCCCCCUCCUACACACACACACAUACACACACCUACGGAUGCACUGAUGGUCUGUAUUGCCAGUGGCACCUUCAUUUUGUUUUUGGCCUAGUCAAGGUGUUUUCCUCGGAGUUUGUUAGCGAGGUGGAGAUUGCUGUUCUCCUGAAACUUAUGUAACUCCACAAUGUACCGCCAUUCGAUCCUGUCACUUCCUGUGUACACUACACUCAAAUCCCAAAGACAGUUGCAGAAAUUCUUUAAAAGAUGGCAUGCAUCGAACAUCAUGUUGAUGGUCUUUGGUUCAGUGGGAUGUUGAAUGUCUGUGCAUUUUGUCAUGUUUGAUGACACAUCCUAAGCGAGUUGCAGUCGAUUGGUUGUUAAAGGCUCCAUUGCAGACAACAGCAACAUAUAAAGACAUCUGAGCUAAAAAUAGAUGAUGCAAUGAAAGAAAACAGAUCACUGAACUGCCUGAUACUGACAGAAGCAGUGAUGAGUUGUUUAAAUUCAUUCGUGCAAUAGAAAAUGUAUUCCAAACACAGACUAUAUACUGUGCAUAUAUAGCAAGCUCAGCAUUAAGCGCUGUCUGGUUAUGGUUUCCAUUGUCACUAAUAUCCUAUACAUUACAUCAUACAUUUUAGUCAUGAGCAAGGUUACAGUAGCAGCUUAUCUUUAGUUGCUCCCAUCCAUCAUCAUCCCUUAAAAAAUAUAAUUGAUGAUACUGUUAUAUUACAAUGGAUGUGCACAGGCUAUGACUGUAAGUCAGUGUCAAGAAUCUUCCACUUUCAGACUAAUCAGAUGUUUGCUGGUGAUGUAUUAACUGUAGAGAAAGUCUCUAAGGUGUUAAUCCAGAAAGGGACUAGGGGUUUCUCAUGCUUGCACUUUUAAGAGAAUCUCUUUGGAUUAAAACAUGUUCAAAUCUAAUAAAACACCUUCCUUAAUUAGAGCAGGGUACAUGCCCACUCACAUGUAAUAUGUAAACAAACUUUUUGGCCAACUCAAACAUGGCCGCGAACGAACUCAAAAGUUUCCGUGUCAUGUAACCUUGUACGGUCUUCUGUCUAAAAAGGAGAUAACUCUAUGAUAUAGCCCUAUAGGAAUUUGUAAACCUACAAAAUCCCUCUUAAGUUCUUCAACAGUUAUAAAAUGUCUUUCCAAUGCAUUUCAAAAUACUUGUGGAGGUGGGUGCGGGCAUGUGUUUGCCUGUUUAAUCAUGAGUUCAAAUGCAGCAGGGGGGGGGGGCGCUGAAAAAGUCUUCUUCAGUAAAGCCGUUGUGUCUAUCAAUGACCCUGGCUGCUGAGUGAAGUCUGGUAGCCAUUCAGCUUCAUAAAGGCCCUUGUUCAAACUUGUCAUAAAACUCCCACCUCAAGUCUGUUGUGGCGACACCCCCCUUGGGCUAUGCCCUCCCUCCUCUUUAAGUUUAAAUUUCAGUACCACUUUGCUUUUCUCCCUCCCUGGUCCUUUUGAGGUACCCAAAACGUCUCCUCUGCCUCUUCUCGAUCUAGGCCUACUUGUGGAAGGUCCUGGCUGCUCAUUAUCACUUCUCUCACUUGAUUCAGAUGAGGCAGGCGGUGUCAUCGGUAGCCUUGUGGUUAGGCUACCACACCCAUAAUCGUGAGACUACGAGUUUGGGGGUUUGAGUCUCUGCUCAACCUGAAGUAGAGUCUUUGGGAAAGGCACUUAAUUAAUCAGUUUCAUUCAGUUUGUGUCACAAUCAUCAUAGUUUCUCCAAUAGGUAGGGCAAUGCCCACUUUUGGUGUUGGUCAAGAUUCCUGAAAUCUGGGUUAGCCCGCUUGCCCUUAAAAGCGACCAUAUAUAGUUACCCCACAAUAGCAAGUUUUGGUACCGAUAAUGAGUUUUGCAUAUAGUCAAUAUUUCUGCCACAUAUUUUCAACUCUCCGUCAGGAAAAGAAAUAGAAAAAAAAUAUUUUGAGGGCUAUUACUGUUGAUAUUAAAACAAUGUAUGUGUACAUUUGCUUGCCAAAGCAUUUUUUUCUGAUUUCAUUUAUAUUAUUAUUAUUAUGUGGAAAUUACAAAGUUUUAAACAUGUUUUAUCUCUGUAUUCACUGAUGAAAGAAAAUUGUCAUUAAAAAAUACCUUCACAUACAUUAUAUGUGUGAAAUAUAUGUGUUUUAAUAAAACAUUUUCAUAUUUAU